This is a messenger RNA of Brassica rapa (field mustard), 7575 nucleotides long. RefSeq names its product CLAVATA3/ESR (CLE)-related protein 45. NCBI's taxonomy places the organism in Eukaryota, Viridiplantae, Streptophyta, Magnoliopsida, Brassicales, Brassicaceae. The record is from RefSeq and is a predicted model, not a curated record.
CAUUAAGGGUAUAAACGAUAUUAACCACUCUAACUUUUAACGUGAGAAGUCGAUUCCAAAAAUUUACUUCGCAAAUAAUAGUAUAGAUUAUUAGUAAAACGAUCAUGCCCGCAUGUGCGGGCAAAAUACCUAGUCAAUAAUAUAAAAAAUCAUUUUUAAAGAGAAAAUAAAACAAUGUAUGGGUUUCUUUUAGAAGAGUGUGGGUUGCUCUGUUGUACAUAUGUUUUGCCAAAGUUUAAUGCUUUAUUUGAGUAGUUUGCUCCUGUAAGCUGUAGUAAUGGAAUAGUACCAACGCCUUGGGUGGCCACGGCUCCGGUUCACUGUGUUCCUGCCGUUAAACAAAAAAAAAUAACGAAACCACUUUCCUUAGCAACAAAGGAAUUAUGACAACCAGAAUCCACAGCAUAAAAGGACGUAAACUUGAAUGAUUAGUAUUCAAACCCAUUAUCACAAAAGUUAAAGGCAUUUAUUUUGAAGUACAAAUUGUGAAAUCAAGUAAAAAGCAUUUGAUGGGUGAAUAUGCCAUAUUUGAAACCAGAUCAGAAAAGAAGGUUAGGAAUCCUUUUUAUUUUUGUUUGGACAUCUGAAAUUUCAUUAAAUACAAAGAAGGAUACAUUGUCAAAUAUAUUGCCAACAGAAAAAAAAAAAUCUCAGAAAAAUCUUUGAAAUCAAAACUGGUGAAAAACGAAAAUUUUCUACAGACUGAAAUUUCAGAUGAUAUUUCAAGCAAAAAGUGUUAUUUAAUCCAAAAUAGAAAAUAAUUUAAGAACGAAUCAAAACCGGGACUUGUAACUAACAUCAAACAACCAUUAUACUGUCACUUAUCUCAUGUUGUUUUGUUCAGAAAUGAACAUGCGAAAUAAAUAAAACUAUUAGCACCAUAUUAAACUGGCUUAUAACCAAAUCAUAUGAUUAGGCUAGGCAGUUUGUAGAUGGUGAAAACAGAGAAUGUCACUAAACAUGUUCACUGGGAUAGUUUAGGAAGGUCUCUUCGAAACCCAUAGUGGGCGAUUCUCGAGUCAAGAUUGUUGGAAUGACAAGGAUAUAGUUAGACAAAAGCAAAGGACAAAUGUCAAUGAUGUAGGGAAACCAAUGAAGAAAGAUACUUAACUUCUUAGCGGUUUUCGUGUACCGAACUCUUUUGUACAAUCAUUCUCUGAUUCUUCCAAUAACAGCCUUAAUCUUACUUAUAUUUCCAAAUCAAUGUUUUUUAUAAGUGAAUCUAAAUUCUCCAGGGCCCCAUUGUGCGCUUUACACUUUAAAGCUCCCCUCCAAAUCCCAAGACGUGAUGAUAUAUAACAAGACUAUAUCUACAGGAAGGAACACACAUGAAAGCAGAAGGGAUACAAUCUCAUUGUCAUUAUCUCUAACCCUCUUCUUUUUUUUUUUGAAGAAGAAAAGAAAGAUACUCUGAUUCUUCUUGUCUCCCUAAGAACAGAAAUGCUAGGUUACAGUACAAGAAUGAUGCUUUGUCUUCUUGUCUGCAUAGGAUUACUAUCAGACAACCGAUAUAAGGUCUCAGCCCUGAGAAAUAGAGAGUUUUUCCUCAGGCAAAUACAAGGAGAAGAAGCUAGAGUUGAGCCAGGUGAAACUGUUAAGCUAAGGAGCAUUGAUAUUCAUUCUAGCCACAACCGUGAAGGUCAAGGAACGCUCAUCGGACACCGGCGCAUUCUUGAGGAAGUUAACCAGAGCAAAGUUAAAGUUGAGAAGACACAAGCACAAAAGGAUCAGACAAAGGACUCGUUCCAGUCAAGCAAGAGACGUGUAAGACGAGGAUCAGAUCCUAUUCACAACAAAUCCCAGCCACUUUCUUGAGUGGCAAUGUGGCACAACAACAAUCAAAUAUAGAAAAGAAAGGCGCAACGAUCAAAACCUUAUCAAGCUGGAGGUAGGUUAGUUGUUUUUUUCUUAGGUUUUGUUUUCAAGUAUAGGUUUGAUAAACACACAGAACAUUGGCUGUUGAAGGACAGCACCGUCUGUUCAGACACAGCAGUCACCAGGAGAAUACAUAUUUGUUUUUCAAUACAUUUUUUUGACUAAAAGUGUUCACUCUUUUGUUUGCAUUAGUUCUAAGUUUCUGGAUAAGUUUUGUUCUUUUCUGCAUUGCUUUGGCUCCACCAAAAAUAUAUCUUGUGUAUAUACAAUAGCUCAGAGGUUUUGAUUGUUUACAACAUUUUGAGCUUAAAAGGUAACCAGUUAUAUCUUUCUAACAACUUAUCAACAAGUGAAAAUUGAAAAUCCAAGAAAAUCAAAGUUCUCUAAGCAAACCCUUGCCUGCAAGAAACCAUAAACCUACAUUUGAUAGAACAGAGAAUUUUCCGGUUCAAAUUUCAUAUUCCUUGCUUCUCUCGUGGAUAAGAUCGGAUCACUGAUGACACGUAGCAGUAAGAGGAACCUUAAAGCAAUUGCAGUCACACGAAUGUUUUGUUUCCAAUAAAUGAUUGGAAGUGCAGUGUCUACAUGCGAUGCGAGUAUGCGACCCAACUACGGAUCAGUCGUCUCGGCCUACACGUUUAACCGUUACUUGAGAGUAGAUAUUAAUCAUUAUCUGCAUAAUUUAGCUAUUAAGCCCAGUCCACAAGAAAAAUAUUUAUUGGGCCUAUUCCUCCAGGUGUUUUGUGCUCGACGGCUAAAGCUAGAAGAAUUUCAUCUUAUUAAACCUACAAGAAAAAUAUUAGCAUGGUAAAAACUAAAAAUAGAAACACUCAUCAACAAACAUAUGUUGAUAUCUAUGGAAUUUUGGCUAGUAUAGUUUGUAUUAGUAAGGAACAACUCUCUCGUUAUUUUUUCUAUUGUUUUUCUCUAAUAUUUCGUCAUCAAAAUUUGCUUCUCCAGCUUAUGCAGGUGGACUUCCUUAGUCAUAGCGUAGACCGAGAUUUCUUUUUGUUCGUAGUCAUCUCUUUCAAAUGGUUGUAAAAAUUUGUAGUUUAAAACUAAGAUUUGCAGAUAUAAUUACUGAUUUAGAUGGUUAGAUAUAAAUCACUCAUUUUGCCUCUAAUCAAGCUCCAAAUGCUCCAAAUGCACCAAAUGGCAUCUCCAACACUUGAUAUGGACUUAUGCAUGAAAAUAAAAUCUAAUGAUGUCUAAAUACUAUUCUAAAUGAUCAAUUUUAUAUAGUUAAAAUCAUGCAAAUUCAUAAAAUAUCACAUAUCAAAAAGAAAUUGGGCUCUUGGACAUCUAGAGCUCCAACUAUGGCAGAUUAGUUGACCCUAAUCUCCUAGGUUAUCUUGGGUAUAAACGGAGUUUUAGAUGUAUGCUCCGGAACUUUUUUAUGACAUGGAACUAUUGGGAUAUCAAAGGAGCGAAAAUGUCAUAGGAAGAUCUGUCUACGCAAAAAUCUAAGGGAUGUAUAGGCCUCUGUGACCUCAUCUCUUGGAAUAAAACUCAUGAAGUUAAUUUGGAUGUUUUUUCAGAGCUGGCUCUCUUUGGAUGCCAUGAUAAGGAGUACUUAUAUCUGUCCUCUUUUUUUAGGAUUUGAAUGAUAAAAGCUAUGCUUUCUAUUGGAUGUUUUGGAAGAUCUUCAGUUUGUCCCCAAAGACUCUACUUUUCAUCAUAACUGAAGUAAGAAAUUGUGUCUCUGCACUGUUUUGGUGAGAUCCUUGGAUCCCUUUUAAUCCAUUAAAGUAUUUCUUGGCAUCGGAAAGCAUAUUCUCCCUUGAAGUCUCUUUAUCUUCAACAGUGGCUGACUUGAAAUCUGAUCAUGGCUGGAUUUUUCUACAUACUAGACCACACAAGCAAUUUCUUCUCUUCUCCUACAUUUUCUCUCUUCAAUCGUCUACUGGAUCAGACUUGGUAAUCCAGUAUGUGGGUGAUUCAAAGAGUAAAUCCUUCUCUAUGUUGGUGUGGAAUAACCUUUGAGUUGUUUGGUACCAGUAAGCAUUGGGCACCUUUAAUUUGGAAGGAAACUACUCCAAGACAUGCAACUACUACUUGGUUAUUCAUCUUAAAUCGGAACCCUACCUUUGAUCGCCUAGCUUUAUGGGAUGCAGAGAUGGAGACUAUUUGCCUCCAAUGUGGUGAAUGGGAGGAAUCCCAUGACUAUUUAUUCUUUGAAUGCUCUUUCUCAUAUGUUAUUUGGGAUACUCUAUUGAACAAGUUAUGCUUUUCAUUUCUUUUGCCUAGAAAAAUAUCAUGUUUGGUUGUCUAACCCUCGUGUUGACUCAAGAGUUAAAUUGGUGGUUCUUCAAGCAUGACAUGCUGCCAUUUGUGAAUUCUAGCUUGAUAAGGUUAAGAGGUUGCAUGAUGGAUUAUCUAUGCCUUUUUGAAAGUUGUGAGAUAUAUUAUAUCAUCCUUAUGAAAUAAAUGUUUAGCAAUAAUCUCCUCAUAUCAUGCUUUUUGAGCAUCGCUUAGCAAAUUUCUGAUUCAGCACACCAUAAAUUUUGCUUAUGUUUGCUCUUGUUCUUGUUUGUCAUCUUGUUCUCAUCUAUCAGUGUAGUCUAAUUUUUCUUUAUUUUUUCUUUUAAUUUGAUGUCUGAUUGUACCAUAUAUUUUAUAAUUUAAAAUUAAUAAAAAAAAACUUUUAACAGAAAGAAGAAAACAGAACAAAAUCAAAUAAUAACCAUAAGAAUUGAAUUCUCGAAAGCUAUGUAGUAUCUUUUGGUCAUAUAUUUUGUACUAUAAAACAUUAAAUUUUCCAAAAUUCUCCAUUAUAACAUUUAACCUUAAGUUUGACAGAAAUAUAUGAACAUAUAUCAUGGACAAUUUUAUAUAACGUUUUGUUGUCUACUUUAUAAUAUUUCAAGUUUUGAAAAUGUGAAUUUAUGUUGGGGCGGUGGAAAAUAUCAUUUUUGCAUUUAUAAAAGAUAAUUCGACUAUUUUGACAAUUUUUAAUAUCGAUUAAUUUCUAUUUUAAGAAAAACUAAUUUGGAUACAUAAUUCAUAUGUAUUGAAAGAAAAAUAAAUAAUAAUUUGACCUACUAAACUUAAUUUUUAAAUGUUUUACAAUUAUUUCGUAAACAAAUUUAUUAGCUGAAGUGUUUAUGUUAUCCAAAUUAUUUCUUUGACUAUUCCGCUAUUACAGUGUUUCCAUACAAGUCAUGUUUACAACGUGGCAAAUAAUCAUUACAAUUAAAAAUUAGACAUGCUAGAUAUAAAAGUUACGCCAAAAUGGUCCAUAAUUAUUCGACAUCUAAAUUUCGGCUAUACUUGACGUUUUGUUCCAAUCCUAGUGGCAAAAUUGCGUGAUGCGCGUGCCAUUUGGUCAUUGACAAGAUCGUUAGGACAAUGUUCAAAUCCAUAUUAAUGAUGCUGUUUGACCCAUGAGUCUUAUAAUUCAGAGCUUAAAAGAUUCUAAUUGUAAAACCUAAUUAAAUAAAUUGUUACAUCAAUAUCAUGUCAACGAAAUUAUUAGUAGAGUUAUAAACUCGAUUAUUAUUGUGUGGUUAGAAUAUCGCCGAUAGUUGCGAUUUGGAUCCUAAUUAGGCGUGAUUGGUGACUAGGUUUGUCAUAAACGACAAAACGUAAACCUACUUUAAUUUGUCAUAUUCAAUAUAUCUGUACACAGAACACUGAUGUAAAUUUAAUUAGCUUUUCCAUGAUAUAUAUCUUCUUCUUCUUUUUAUAUAAUAUGCGUUAAUUUUUUCUUCUCAAUUUGCGUUAUACUCUUGUAAUGUAGCUACACAUUCAUUCGUCUAACUGGAAUCAUGUGUAUCAACGCGAAGAGUCUAUAGAGAACCAUGGAUUCGCCAUUUCCAAGUUAAAGCAAACUUGACCACUAUAAUUGUAUAAGAGUUAAAUUAUCUUAGUUUCAAAAAAGAGAGAGAGUUUAAUUAUCUUAACAGUACACUACUCAAGGCUCGAGCUCUAAGUAACGUACACUAUUAGACCAUCUUCAAUCCAUACUUAUUUUUUCUUUAUAAUUCCCACAAAAAUAGAGUAACUAUAUUAUAGAGUAAAUUUUGCUCCAAUGGUUUAAUCUAUAAUAGAAUUACUCUAUUAUAAAGAUUUCAUUUUUUCACUUUAUAUUUAAAGUGAAAAAGUGAAAUUCCUAUAUUUUUUCUUCUAUAAUAUAAUAAUUAUAUUAUAGAUUAAACCAUUGAAGCAAAACUUACUCUAUAAUAAAGUUAUUCUAUUUUUGUGAAAAUUAUAGAAGAAAAAAUAUGUAUGGAUUGGAGAUGCUCUUAUAAUUUUUAUAGAAGUUCGAUAAUUGAUUAAAAAAAGUAAUGUUGGAUUAUAAUUCUUUUUUGAUUAGAAAUUUUAAAUAAUCCCAAUAUAUAAAUUUUUAAAAUAAUAAUUGAAAGUGAUUAUAAGAGAAGGACAUACAAACAUAAACUACGACACAAAGCUAAUUAAUAACGUAACCAAGAUGCAAAUGAAGACUAAAUUGCGGCGCCACCAUAAUGAGACGAAGAGGUCGGUCGAACGAUAAGAAUAUCUAAGAUAGUGGUUAAGGAAAUUAUACAUAAUUUGUAUGAUUAAUUACAAAAUGAUGUUUGGCAUUUGUCACGGCAAACUUUUAUUUACACCAUUAUUGCAAAGUAUGAAGCAUUCACUGAAAACAAAUACUCAAAAGUGUUUCUAAUGCCACAAAUGACAUGUAGCACACUUGCACAAAUCAACUAUUUUGGAGAACACGUAAUACCUAUACUAGAAAGAAAAAUAAAAAGACUCUGUAGUACACUAAGAUAAAUCGGUAAAUGGGGAAAAUUUCCGUUUUAGUCUUUUAGACCUCUAAACCCAACAAUUGCCAUUAUAUAAAACAAAAUGAAAUAAAUAAAAAUACGUCCCAUAUAACCAUAUUAAUUGUAUGACCGUUGACAAAAAAAAAUAUAGAAAAGGGUGAAAUUGAAGCAGAUAGAAAUACAGGGGUGGGACAGAAAAAUUUACAAACAUAUGGUGCUCUAGCGUGAAUUUUCAAAAAGAAGAAACUGUAUUGCAGGGCAGCUGGAAUUGUCCUUAAGUACGAUGCAUGUAACGGGCAUUUGCCACGUAUACACUCUGGACUCAAUCCUUCCCUCUCUCCGUCGAAUAUAUUCCUCUCGACCAACAAGUUACCCACUGGUGAAAAAGUGAAAAAUCUUACAAACGUCCCGUAUAAUCAUUGAAGAAAAGCUUGUGACGCGACUCAAUAUUCUAUAUAGUCUAUAACGUAUAAAUAGAUAUCAAAGUGAAUAUAAGGGCAACAUUAUUGGUAGGACUUUUUUAUGAGUCCUUAGCUUAUUUUAUUAUGUUUUUAUGUUAAGAGACAAAGCUUAAGAGACAAUCCCUAAAGUAUAGAUUAUUGGUAGGACUUUUGUUGUCUCUUAGUAAAAUAAUUAUUUAUUUUUUGUAUUUUUUAGGAGUAAUGAUAUAUAAAAGAUAAGUUUUAAAUAAAACAUAUAACAUUAAAAUUGAAAACAUAAUUAAAUUUCAAAGUUGCAACAAAAAAAAAAUUUGGAAAAAAAUUACAAGCUUAAUAAAUAAAAGCAAACACACAUUUUAUUCAAUGCAUAGAAAGUUACAAAUUAUAUACAAUUUUACUAGCAUUUGUAUACAAUUUUACAUUGUCAAACUCAUGCGAGAAGAUGUCGACGUUGUCACAGCAUUACACAUUAUACAUGAUCAUAAACGUCAGUACAGCAACAUUAACGAAAACGA